UGCGCCCCCGUCGACCCCGCCCGCGUGUGCGCCCCAGCCGGGACGCCGCCCCCGGCCGGGUCUCCACUUCUCUGGGGCGCCUCCUAUGACAGCGCCCGCUCGAAGAUGGCUGCGAAGGGCGCGUACAGCUCCCACCUGAAGGUGGAGGGCGAGCUCGAGCGCUGCCGCGCCGAGGGCCACUGGGACCGCAUGCUCGAACUGGUCCGGCAGCUGCAGGCGCAGGGCGUGCCCGGCGGCGGAGGCCGGCGAUCCAGCCCCAGCUCCAGGCUCGUCUCUCUAGACACCGAGGACUUUGGGAAACUGCUGCUCGCCGAGGCCCUCCUGGAGCAGUGUUUGAAGGAAAACCACGCCAAAAUAAAAGACUGCAUGCCUUUGUUGGAGAAGAAUGAGCAGAGAAUGAAUGAAGCCAAAAAUUACCUGAGCAGUAUCCUGACCCACGGGAGGCUGCCGCCGCAGUACAUGUGCGAGGCCAUGCUAAUCCUGGGCAAGCUGCAUUACGUGGAGGGCUCGUACCGAGACGCCAUCAGCAUGUACGCCCGCGCCGGCAUCGACGGCAUGUCCAUGGAGCACAAGCCCCUGUAUCAGAUGCGGCUGCUGUCGGAGGCUUUCGUCAUCAAAGGUAGUCCGUGUUGCUCCCUGUCUCCUGCUCUCUACUCUUUCCAGCAUGCCUCCAGCUUCUUGGGGGAACACAGUCCUGGUGGUCAGAGGUCCUGCCGGGGAGGCCUCUCCUUAGAACGCCUUCCCAACUCCAUCGCCUCGCGCUACCGCCUGACCGAGAGGGAGGAGGAAGUGAUCGCCUGUUUCGAGAGGGCCUCCUGGAUCGCUCAGGUGUUCCUGCAGGAAUUGGAAAAGACCACAAGUACCAGCACGUCCCGGCAUCUGAAAGGCUCUCACCUGGCUGACUACGAGCUCACCUACUUCCUGGAGGCUGCCCUGCAGAGCGCCUACGUGAAGAACCUGAAGAAGGGGAACAUCGUGAAGGGCAUGAGAGAGCUCCGGGAGGUUCUACGCACCGUGGAGACCAAAGCCACGCAGAACUUCAAAGUGGUGGCGGCCAAGCACCUGGCGGGGGUCCUGCUGCACUCCCUGAGUGAGGAGUGCUACUGGAGCCCCCUGUCCCACCCUCUGCCGGAGUUCAUGAACAAGGAGGAGAACGUCUUCGUCACACAGGCCUUGCGGAGACCGCAGCUCUACGAAGGAGACAACCUCUACUGCCCCAAGGAUAACAUUGAGGAAGCGCUCCUGCUGCUGCUCAUCAGCGAGUCCAUGGCAACUCGGGACGUGGUGCUGAGCCGGGCUCCUGAGCAGCAGGAGGACCGCACGGCCAGCUUGCACAACGCCGCGGCCAUCUAUGACCUCCUGAGCAUCACGCUGGGCCGGAGGGGCCAGUACGCCAUGCUGUCCGAGUGCCUGGAGCGAGCCAUGAAGUUUGCAUUUGGAGAAUUCCACCUUUGGUACCAAGUGGCCCUCUCCAUGGUGGCUUGUGGGAAGUCGGCCCACGCCGUGUCGCUGCUGCGGGAGUGCGUGAAGCUGCAACCCUCCGACCCCACCGUGCCCCUGAUGGCUGCCAAGGUCUGCAUCGGGCCCCUGCACUGGCUGGAGGAGGCAGAACGCUUUGCCAUGAUGGUGAUCAGCCGUGGGGAGGAAGCCGGGGAGUUCCUCCCCAAGGGCUAUUUGGCGCUGGGGCUCACCUACAGCCUGCAAGCCAGCGAUGCCACCCUGAAGUCCAAGCAAGACGAAUUGCACCGGAAGGCGCUGCAAACGCUGGAGAGAGCCCAGCAGCUGGCACCCGGUGACCCCCAGGUCAUCCUCUACGUCUCCCUGCAGCUGGCCCUCGUCCGACAGAUCUCCAGGGCCAUGGAGCAGCUGCAGGAGGCCCUGACGGUGUGUCGGGACGACGCCAAUGCCCUCCACCUGCUGGCACUGCUCUUCUCUGCCCAGAAGCACCACCAGCACGCCCUGGACGUCAUCAACAUGGCCAUCACCGAGCACCCCGAGAACUUCAACCUGAUGUUCACCAAGGUGAAGCUGGAGCAGACGCUGAAAGGCCCAGAGGAAGCCCUGGUGACCUGCAGACAAAUGCUGCGGCUGUGGCAGACCCUGUACAGCUUCUCCCAGCUGGGAGGUCUGGAAAAGGACGGCAGCUUCACCGAGGGCCUCACCAUGAAGAAGCAGAGUGGCGUGCACCUGACUCUCCCUGACGCCCAUGACGCAGACUCCAACUCUCAGCGGGCCUCGUCCAUCGCAGCCUCGCGGCUGGAGGAGGCCAUGUCCGAGCUGACCGUGCCCGCCUCGGUCCUGAAGCAGGGCCCCUCGCAGCUGUGGACCACGCUGGAGCAGAUCUGGCUGCAAGCUGCUGAGCUGUUCAUGGAGCAAAAACACCUCAAGGAAGCCGGUUUCUGCAUCCAGGAGGCGGCGGGCCUCUUCCCCACCUCUCACUCGGUGCUCUACAUGCGGGGCCGGCUGGCCGAGGCGAAGGGCAGCUUGGAGGAGGCCAAGCAGCUGUACCAGGAGGCGCUCACGGUGAACCCCGACGGAGUGCACAUCAUGCACAGCCUGGGUCUCAUGCUAAGUCGGCUGGGCCACAAGAGCCUGGCCCAGAAGGUGCUGUGGGACGCUGUGGAGCGGCAGAGCACCUGCCACGAGGCCUGGCAGGGCCUGGGGGAGGUGCUGCAAGCCCAGGGCCAGAACGAGGCCGCCAUCGACUGCUUCCUCACCGCCCUGGAGCUGGAGGCCAGCAGCCCUGUGAUGCCUUUCUCCAUUAUCCCCAGGGAGCUCUGAGCUCUGAGCAGCGGCAGCAGGGAGGGCGUGGCCCCGCGAGGGGCAGGCUGGGGCCUCGGCGAAAUACAUCAGUAGUGAGCACGUGUGCGGGCUGCAGCCCAGUUCCCCGCGCCUUCCCUCUGCCACCCUGCCUUUCCCCAGGACUGGCUGGGCCUGGGUGCUGCUCAUCUGGAGCCAGGUGGACAAGAUUUGCAUCUGAAGCAAAUCCUCGCUCCCUGGGCCGCUGACACGGUGGCAUUUCUGCACGGGGAAGUGGCUAGGAGAGCACAGCUCCCAGCAGGUGCCAGCCAAGCGUGCACUCACGCCCAUGUGUCGUGGGCACGCGCCCCCACCUGUCUCGACGUCCCUGACACCUAGACCGGCCAGCUCUGCACAAGCCUGGCUCCCGAGCCCUGGCUCUGAGCCCUGCAGCGCCACAGAUGAGCCCACAGCCACCUCCAGCUGGGCCAAGGGGCUUUUCCUGGCCUCCUGCCUGGGUGCCUGGGAGACAAUCUGGCUUGAACCCUCGGUGACUUGGCCAAGUUGUGGUGACCAGACCCGCUCCACGAGAGCUGUGCCCUGCCCACAGCCCAGUGGCGUCUGUAGGCGCUCAGCCAGCGGCCCCUAUGAUGAGCCUCAGGGUAGCAUGCAGCCUUCUGAUGCUCAAGGAGCAGCCCUACUAAUGCUGCAGUCCACACACCAUCCCCACAGGUCCCUGGAGGCCUAGGAACGCGCAAGAGGCGGCCUCAGGGACUGUCCCCCGCAGCCCGUGGUUGUGCUUUCUGGGGUCCUGAGGCCAUGUGAGUGCUGCAGCCUGGGGCCGUGUCUGUGACAGACCCCGUGCGCAGGGCUCCGGCCCGCUGUGGACUUGUCUCACAAGUCAGUGCCCUGCAGGCCCGCCGGGGAAGUCCCUUCUGGCCCACACUUUGGGUUUUGGGGUACAAAGCUCCAUCUGGUACUGCUCCCAUUUUCAGCUGUAUGGGAAGGUUGGCUGGGGGAGGCGUGCUUUGUCAUCACCCCAUCUGCCACGGAGGGAGAGGGCCCCUGGAGGCCGCCGCGCACUGCGCUGGCUCCGCACCGUGUGCCCCAAGGUGGUGAUGCUGGGAGCCUGGCCCUCCCGGGCUUCCGUCAGGAGCAUCCCAGAGGACACUGACUCCUUUGCCUCUGGCUGAAGGAGCUCUGUAUGUGUACGUGUGUAUAUAAAUAUAAAUAUAUAUGUAUAUGAAUAUGAUAGAGGUCUAUUUUUUCUUUAAUUAGGAAAAAGCCAAAUACUAUUGAUUCAGCUUAAGGUGCCUCAAGGUGUUGACAGCCAACUCUUGGUGACAGGAAAGGCGUCAGCUGUGUAUCAAAACCUGUCCUUGUUGGGAGCCACCGCGGCUGGGGUGCGUGGCCGGCAGUGGCUUUGCGGAUUGAAUAGAGACCCUUGAGCGGAAGCCGAGCUGUCCGCAGCCCCGUGCUCAUUCAUCCAGCCCUGGAGCCGGGCCCCCCAGAGCGGUGUCACAGGACGAGGGAGGCCGGAGAAGCCAGCGGGGCCAAGGCCUGGGCCAGACAGCUCAGCAGGGGUGCGGGGGACGAAGGGGCGGAAGGGGAGGCCCUCGGAGAAGGUUUGGAUUUCCGGAGGUCAAGGCUUGCCCGGUGGGAGGGCAUGAGAGGUGAGGGGUUCGGGAGGGUGCAGAGCUUGGAGCCGAAGCUGGAGGCCUGGGUGGGAGGAGGAGAGCGAGUCUGGCCUCCCACCCCUGGAGCACAGCUGGGAGAAGCUAGGGCAGGGACCCCUGAGCCAGAAACACUGACCUUGGCCAUUGCCGACUGAGCAAACGGCGCGUGCAGGGGGGAGCCUCAGGCCACACUCGGGUGGGCUGCCGCUGCGGGGAAGCCACACCGCACGCUGCGAGGACAAGAGACCUGCCACCUGCCCGUGGGCUCUGAACAGGGCUUCGGUUUUGAAAAUACUGUACAUGGAUUUCACAAAUCUUUUUGCAGCAAAAUAAACUUACCUUGUAAUUCCA
This is a messenger RNA of Lepus europaeus (European hare), 4766 nucleotides long. It is a transcript of the gene TTC7A, whose product is annotated as tetratricopeptide repeat domain 7A. NCBI's taxonomy places the organism in Eukaryota, Metazoa, Chordata, Mammalia, Lagomorpha, Leporidae. The coding region runs from base 106 to 2781 and encodes 891 amino acids. Gene Ontology annotation, cellular component: plasma membrane. Gene Ontology annotation, biological process: phosphatidylinositol phosphate biosynthetic process; protein localization to plasma membrane. The record is from RefSeq and is a predicted model, not a curated record. Gene Ontology annotation, molecular function: protein binding. The transcript is spliced from 21 exons.